Nakaseomyces glabratus is the source of this 1743-nucleotide messenger RNA. RefSeq names its product Mms4p (gene MMS4). Lineage: Eukaryota; Fungi; Ascomycota; Saccharomycetes; Saccharomycetales; Saccharomycetaceae. The record is from RefSeq and is a predicted model, not a curated record. Gene Ontology annotation, molecular function: nuclease activity; DNA binding.
AUGCCAACAACACCAGUCAUUGAAAUACUAGAUGAUUCCAGCCUCCUUGAUGAUUCUCUCAUAGAAGAAAUAAUAUCAGACAAUAAUGAUAACGUUAUACAUCCGACUGAAAUCGAUGAGUCGAUAGAGAUAUCAAUUCCUUAUGUUAAUGACAAGACAGCUGAAAGCAAUAGUACAAGUUUGGGAAAUAGUCAGAAGGAAAGCAGUUUAAUCGUCACACAAACGGCCAGCCAACGAAAAAGAAUUUUGGAUGAAAUAUUGAGUGAUGAUUUGAGCAUAUCAACAGAUGAUUUUAGCUUAGAUGCUAUUCCUAAACAAACUAGUGGCCGCACCAGAGACAGUCAAAAGAACGACAGCGCUUUGUAUGAAAGUUCCCAAGAGAAAGCAUCAAUAGCAUCAUCACCUAACAGAUUGAUCAAAAAGUCUAGCUCAGAAAGACACAAAAAAUCACAAAGCAUUGAUUCAAAAGAUAUAUGUAUUAAAUCACCAACACGGAAGAUAAAUCUCGGUGUUACAGAGUCAAUGCAAACUGAUGUACUUUUUGAGGAUAACAACUUUAACAACAUAGAAUGUACACAAGAAACUGAUCUUUCGUUUUCAACAGCUACUGCUGAUACUCCAACCGUUGGCUUUAAAGAGAUCACAUUCAAACAUAAGGAGUCAACUAAUGAGGGAUUGAAUAGCCAUAACUUUAGUGACAGUAUCUUUGAGCGUCAAAGACUAAAACAAUAUAUCACUAAUAUACGGGAUAUUACUGAGACUGAAAGCCAAGAGCUCUACAACAAACUUAUACAUACUGAAAAAGGCUUAUUUAAUGCAGUAAACCAAACCCCGAGAGAUAAUUUUAAAGCACGAGAAGAUAUUAUAGUCGAUUUUAGUCCCAGCCUAUUGUCUUUUCUAGACAAACAAACAGAAAUAUUAAAAAGCAUAUUAGCACCUGCAACCAUUCAAAAAUCAAUUCAUGAUGAACUACCUAGAAUACGGUUCUUUAGGAAGUGUCAUAGCUUUUACGACCUGCAACAUGAUUUCUUCUUUCCUUCUAAUUAUAAAAUUGUAGAGGAGAAUACAACUAUUCUAUAUUUCGACAGUAAAGAAUUUUUUGUUAAAUAUAAGGAGGAUAAGCGAUCUUUAUUUGAAAAAUUAAAGGAGAUCGAACGAGAUAACUACGAGAUCAUCCUUGUACUGUAUGAUUUAGCAAAGUUUAAAAGAGAACUUGAGAAGAUUGAAGAAACUAAGUAUAGAAGUAGGGUUCAGAGUCAGAUCUAUGAUAGUCAACAAAGUAUACAACAAAAUAAAGUUACCACCCCACAAUCUGAUUAUGGCCUCAAAAAGUUUGAUGUCGAACAACGAUUAAGAUAUAUUAACCGUGAAUGGGGUCUUAAGAUCCAUAUUGUCAACAGUCAUAAUGAUUUUGUGCAUUCUUUACCCAAUCUCUGCAGCAUAAUCGGGAAACAAAGAAUGGAUCCAGCAAUAAGGUAUAUGAGAUAUGCUCACCUUAAUGUAAAAUCAGCAUCAGAUAGAAAAGAUACUCUUAAGAAAACAAUAAAUGAGAUUGGAAAAGUUCCCGAUAUCAAAGCUUCUGCAAUUUCAGAUAUAUACUCCUCAUUUCAGUCAUUACUACACGACUUCGAAGCAGGCUCUUUGAAGGCAAGUAGCGAUGGCAAUUACCUAAUGUCAGAAGCGUUAGAGAAAAGAUUACAUAAAAUAUUUACAUCUACAGAUCCAAAUGAAGCUGUAGAUUAA